CGCACAACACAUGUACCUUCAGCGUCCUGAAAUCUACAAUUGCCCCUCGAAAAGUGUACAGUCGACACAUUAUGAGCGUGGGCAGCCAUAAACAAUCAACACUGGUGCAUCAGCGUCAUUUUUUCCGCCCUUCAACCCGUGGGCUGCCUGUAUGCUCGCGACGGCAACCUUUCUGCACUCCCUGAACGAUGAAGAAUAAAGGGCCCCGCAGAAUGGUUAGGCAUUCCGUGUCUAUUAACUCUCCAUCAACUCAUUCCUGUCCGCCGCUGCACAUUUCAAGACAUGGCAUGCCCGCUGGUGCCGCGACGCCGAUGAGGGUCAGCAGCGGAGAACAGACGAAAGCCACACCAUCCCGACCCACGCAAGACGUACAGCAGAUUUCCCACCAUCUACUUCGACAAAAUGCUUGAGAAAGGUACAUCAAGGCGCCGAAAUCAUUUGUCCAAUGAAAGCAGGGGAAAAACAAGGAAGCUCAAGGAGAACCACUCAGCAAUCGUGAACCCCCAAUUAACUUGAGAUGCCACGUUACUGUCAGCAGCAAAUAGUGUGCCUGGUUUGCCCUCUCUGCUUGGAAUUUCUCACAACAGCAGACAGUAUGGUUCUGGUUCUUUACACUACACGCCAUUCAUUUGCCGGCAAAUUUCUGGAAAACUCUCCACCCCACACAACAAUGCUUGCAGCUCUUCGUUGGGCACACAAAGGGCCACGCAAUGCAGCCGGGAAAAAUCCGAAACCGGCGCUUACUCGCGAAGAUCCAAUCUCCUAUGGACGGGAACCUUUGCAGGCAGCAGAUGAAGCGAAGAAAUAUGUUGAAGCGGGAUUACUUUUCAUCGUCGCCGUUUCUCACCAGCCCGUGGUCCGCCAGCCAAAACGCAAACGGCACGACCAGACGUACGGUCACAACUUGUUCACCCCCACGAAGGAGAGCUGCUGCGCGUACGCAUGCAGUAUAAGUUCUACAGGGCUGUGCGCUGAGAGGUAUGUCCGAGCAAAGGGCGAUUCGGUAGCGACAGGAAAAGAUGGCCCGAAUCGCCGAGAGGCGGGUCCUACAAGAAAUUACGCGGAAGGUUUAGCGAUCCUGGCCUGCUGCCUCUAUCUGCUGUGGAUCAGCUCGGACGACAAUGGAGUUCUGUGGAGCAGAAACAAAUCUUCGGUUGCUUCAGAGGGGGAGCAGUUUUUUCCCACCGGUGCUGCGGCGAAUUGUUCUUAGAAAGGUGUUAUCACAUUCUACAAAAACCCAGCCCUGUGCUGUUGCGCUUGGGACAACCGUUUGCCUUGUUAUCCAACAGUUCCGUGUGUGCUGCUCAUACAUCAGUUUAACAAACUCAUAUACUACCGGGAGACGGGGCCAGCUCACCUGGAUGCAUACCAAAGUUUCAUCUGUGCUCCCUUGACUUAUCGCGUCGUGUCGACAUGAGGAACAUGAAACCAGCUGCGGCUGUAGUUGCUAGUCAAGUUCGCAAGUCGUGGUGCGACAGCAAAACACGACCCGGUAGAUUCCUUCGCCGUUACGGUUGUGAAACCUGUUUAGGUUAGUAUGGCAGUGCCGUGGCGACUGUAGGGCGCUGUUGACCGCGGGAUUUACAAGGCAUUCACUAUCGCGCAAAGGCUUGAGUACUUUGCAUGCUUCACGGCUAAGCUCUUCAGCCAGGAGAGGCAAACGCCACCAUCAGGAUCGACGCACUCGAGAAACAGAAAACAUGCUAUUUAGAUGCGCGGACAGAGAUCCUUCCGUAAUUGUCGUAGAUCAGAAUCUAAGCGACUGUGAGGCCUUCUGGGCAUUCAGUAGUGACUUUCGUUCUGACGAAAACACAGACAGGUGACGCAGAAACUAGUUGAACUGGGGUCAGAUAUAUGCCCACAAGAAAGUUCCGAAAUGAAUUGGAUCUCGUUCUAUGCGUUUUCCAUGUUGAAUGACGCGUCCGUGAUUGCUGCUACGGCGUUGUUUGCCGAUCGGCUCAACAGCGACUUAGUUGUGCAUUACACUGUUUUACUUGGUCUGUCGCCGUUUUGCUUUAUCCGUGUAUAUGUGCAUACAUAGGCAUGCAUUGAGCUGCAGUUGUGACUUAUGGAAAGUUUUACCAGAGUGAUUUUUGUUUCAGUGCAGGUGCGACAGCCGAAUCGGGAUGUCGGCGAGAGCAGGUGUGCGGUUCUGUUUCUCAGGCACGCGCAACAUUAUGUGCCACAUGCCAAAGAGGUUCUGGAAAGAGACGUUUUAUUGACAGUUCGUUACCUGAUGACUCCCGGGACCUAUUCUUUUCCGUGAGACACUGUUUCCCUGACAGGAGGCG
Molecule: messenger RNA, 2291 nt
Organism: Toxoplasma gondii ME49
Lineage: Eukaryota; Apicomplexa; Conoidasida; Eucoccidiorida; Sarcocystidae
Exons: 1
Coding region: 518-1210 (230 amino acids)
Source: RefSeq, a predicted model, not a curated record